AUGAAAUCAGAGGCCCACCUGUCUAACUGUGAUUCACCAGAUCAUUUCCUAGCAAUAAUGAAGGGCGAAAAAAAAGACAUACUAUGUAACAUGUCAUCCCAAUACAAUGUGGCCGUUGAAAAGAACAGAAAGAUCCUUGUUAGUAUAACAGAAGCGAUAGUGUUCUGUGGGAAACAGAACAUUGCCUUGAGGGGGCAUGAAGGUGAUAAGGGAAAAUUUCAGGCCCUAUUGCGCUUUCAGGCCAAGCAGGAUCCCAUUUUAAAAGAGCAUCUAGAACACGGAGAUCCAAGAUCUAUGUACCUUAGCCCCGAUAUACAAAAUGAGCUUAUUUCCAUUUGUGGAAAACAAAUCGCAGACAGUAUCGUGUCAAAGUGCAACAGCGCACCCUGCUUCGGGUUUAUGGCUGACGAGGCAACAUAUGCCAGCACUAUGGAACAGAUGGCCAUGGGCCUAAGAUACUUCGACGGAGCUGAUUUACGCGAUGAUUUUUUGGGGUUCGCUGAGUGCGAAUCAACUACAGGCGAGACGUUGGCCAAUGCCUUCUUAGCAAAUCUUUAA
Mya arenaria is the source of this 558-nucleotide messenger RNA. RefSeq names its product 52 kDa repressor of the inhibitor of the protein kinase-like. The record is from RefSeq and is a predicted model, not a curated record. Bases 1 to 558 code for a protein of 185 amino acids. Lineage: Eukaryota; Metazoa; Mollusca; Bivalvia; Myida; Myidae. The transcript has a single exon.